Linum trigynum is the source of this 2689-nucleotide messenger RNA. The record is from the annotation of a GenBank genome assembly. NCBI's taxonomy places the organism in Eukaryota, Viridiplantae, Streptophyta, Magnoliopsida, Malpighiales, Linaceae.
GCCAACUCAAAGAUCAAUCAUCCACAAGAGGAAAAAACAGGUAGAGGAUAGAAGCAAAAAGAAAGAAUAAAACACCACACAGUGUUUCCCUUUGUUUAUGCCCUUUCCAUUUCUCCUCAUUCUUCUUCCUCUUGUUGCUAUAGGUGCCAUUCAUCAUCAGUACUACGAUGGGCGUCUUCAGGAACAGCCCAAGGGAAUCACCAAGGAGGAAAAGAUCAUCAUCCACAACGCUGCAGCACUUGUUCAACUUGGAAUCAAACAAGGGAAGCAGCAACAACGAGUGUUACAAUGGUCUUGUAACCAACAAGCAAGAAGAUGAAGAAAUCAUAUCCCUGGUGUCCCACUGCACUACCACCAUCUUCACUUUCGUCGAUGAUGACUCGGAGUCUCCCUCUGCACAAGAAGCGAAGAGGGUCAAGCUCCUCCGGCUUCUCUCUAUCAUAAAAUCGCUCAAAGGGGAGCUUCCAGUUCAUGUUGUUACCUCCCUCGUGACCAUGAUCUCGGCCAAUCUCUUCAGGCCGCUCCCUCCAUCAUGUAACAACAAUGUUCAUCACCCGGCCCCAGCUGAGGAAAGUGAGGACCUCGCGUCCUCACUCUCCCCUCUCUGGUCCCACCUCCAACCCAUAUAUGACAUCCUCAUCCGCCUCCUUAUUAGCAUGGAGCCCAAAUCACACCAUUGCCGUCUCAUUAUUGAUCACCAGUUCCUCCUCAGUCUCCUCGACCUCUUCCAAUCUGAGGACCUGAGAGAGCGUGAGAGCUUGAAGAAUGUUUACCACAGGAUAUAUUCAAAGUUCACGUUCUACCGAACAUUCAUGAGGAAAUCGAUGAACGAUGUCCUGUUACACUAUGCUUUUGAGGCCGAGAAGCACUCGGGGAUAGGCGAGCUGCUCGAGAUAUGGGGGAGUAUCAUUAAUGGAUUCACAGUGCCGUUAAAGGAAGAGCAUAAGUUGUUCUUGAUGAGGGUGUUGAUUCCUUUGCACAAGACUAAAGGGAUGAUGGUUUAUCAUAGGCAGCUGGCUUACUGUGUGUCUCAGUUUGUGCAGAAGGAGCCUAUGCUUGGUGGGUUGGUUAUUAGAGGGAUCCUGAGGUACUGGCCUAUUACCAAUUGCCAUAAGCAGAUCUUGCUUAUAAGUGAAUUGGAAGAGCUGGUGGAAAAUAUUAGUCCUGACCAUUAUAGAAGGCUGGCUUUGCCAUUGUGCACCCAAGUCACAAGAUGCCUCAACAGUUGGAACUCACAGGUCGCAGAGCGAGCUCUCUACUUGUGGAACAACGAGAUUUUUGUGAAGAUGGCAACAUCCGCGAUCGAAGAUGUGUUCCCAGUGGUGGUGGAAGGGAUGAAGAAGAACAUGAAAUGGCACUGGAGCAGCAGCGUGAAGCAACUGACGGAGAAUGUGAAGAAGAUGUUGGAAGAGAUGGAUCCUACCCUUUACGAUAAGUGUCUCCAGGAGAUUGGCCACAAGGAUUUCGUCUCGAGGCAAGAGGAGGCGAAGAGGAAGGCUAGAUGGGCAAGAGUUGAAUUGCAGGCAGCCAUGAAUAUUAACAUCAACCAUCAUCAACAUCAUGAGGACAUUCUUCAGCCGCAGCUGCAUUACAUUGUUGUUUCCCAUUAGAGCUCUGCAGCAAAAAGAUCAAAGACCUUGUUAUGGAAUUGCCCUGCCCCUACAUGCCUUAGUAAACUAAUUAAUCCACCCGUUAAAAAGUUCAGUGGUGUUUGAUUUUAUUUUUUCAAUAAUUUGAUUUGUUGUUUUGUGUUGCUUUGUGGUUUAUUCCUGUUCUUUUUAUAUGGUUCAAGGGAUGGAAUAACCAUAUAGACUCAUUGUGUGAGAUUAGCCAACUUUGGAAUCGGUUAAAAUGGAAAGAAAGAAGGUGAAACCAUUGGGAGAUGACAAUGACUUGAUUCUACCUUUUUUUUUGUAUGCAUAUAGAUCAACUUAAUCUCAUGUCAAUUUGGUAGAUCAUAUCUCUCGUUUGAUAUUGAUAUGUACCAAACAAUACAAACAAUAAAACAUUUAUGUCGUAACUUUAUAGCAUAUCUGUUCGAGUACGAAUACUUCGACGUCUGAACCUUCGAAUAAUCGGGUCCCACCUGUUGCUUCGUAGGCGCCUCACCUACACACAUGCAAACAUAGGGGGGGGGGGGCGUCUAGACACAUUAAUCUUCCAACGUUCAAGUCAGAAUCAGCUUUGGAGAGAGAAGUGUCCUCACUCUAGUUUUAGUGAGAGAAUCCAACAUGUGUAAAUACUACCUACCAGCACUAUUUAUACUCACCACCCCAGACCGGAAUCCUUCAGUUGAUCAGUUCAGCUCCACGUCAGCAUAGCAUUUAAUGUUUCGUACUCCCCUCAGACUAGGCGCCCCGACCAACGUGGCAGUCUUCUGACCAAAUGAUAGACGCCUUGCAGGGACCAUAAAUAACCCGUACUUCUUUGUAGUCUUCUAAGUUUUGUCUCCAGUCUCCCCACUUCAUGCUUGGACUUGGUCCAAAAGACUUAUCCAUGGACCUACCUCAUGAUGAAACCCUUUUUUCCUCUAUUGGGCCAUACUGGGCCUCUACUUGGGCCCAUCCCAUUGCAAUACCCCAACAAUAUCCAAUAGACUAGUUUUUCGCAUUGAUUGAUCAAGAAUCUCUUAUCAAUUGAGAAAUUGCAUAGUCUAGGGUUUUUAUUUUAAUGAACAUCUCAUGUAAAU